Molecule: messenger RNA, 1241 nt
Organism: Spea bombifrons (plains spadefoot toad)
Lineage: Eukaryota; Metazoa; Chordata; Amphibia; Anura; Pelobatidae
Product: histamine H3 receptor-like
Exons: 3
Coding region: 1-1218 (405 amino acids)
Biological process (GO): adenylate cyclase-activating adrenergic receptor signaling pathway
Cellular component (GO): membrane
Molecular function (GO): histamine receptor activity
Source: RefSeq, a predicted model, not a curated record
AUGUUUCCGCAUCCUGUUCACAUCAGAAUGAGAUCUUUAUUUUUGCUUUCAGGAAAUAUGACAAAUCUUAGCGAUGGAAAUUCAUCUCUUGUUACUGGUGAAAUAAGCAUCCUCCUUUCGCAAAAUAUUAUGAUAUUACUAAUUGUGCUAAUCUCAUUCUUUAUUUUGGUCACAGUCUUGGGUAACACUCUUGUCAUUUUAGCUUUUAUCGAGGACAAGAGACUAAGAAAUCAGAGUAAUUUCUUUCUUCUCAAUCUCGCCAUCUGUGACUUCUUUAUUGGUGCCUUCUGUAUCCCAUUGUAUGUUCCAUAUGUUUUCACUGGGAAGUGGCUUCUUGGAAAUGUAGUUUGUAAACUAUGGUUGGUUGUGGAUAAUCUUAUGUGUACAGCAUCAGCUCUGAAUGUUGCCCUUAUUAGCUAUGACAGAUUUGUAUCUGUUGCCAUGGCAGUGAUGCAUCGAUCGCAGCAAAAUAACCAUGGUCAAACUGUCCUCAAGAUGGCUGCUGUCUGGAUCCUGUCAUCUCUUGUCUACAGCCCAGCUAUUCUUUUCUGGGAUUAUUUGGAUGAUGAUAAACCCAUUCCUGACUUUCUUUGUGUUCCAGGAUACUAUUACAGCUGGUAUUUUCUUCUUGGAGCCUCAACGUUUGAUUUUUUUCUUCCUCUGACAAGCAUUUCAUUUUUUAAUCUCCGGAUUUACUGGAAUAUUAAAAUGAGGAGCAGAAAAAAGAGACAAGUUAUGAUCUCUUCGGCUUCCUCAAAUGAGCACGAGCCACCGGCUGGACCCUUUGUUAUAGCAAGCAAUAUUUUGAACAAUGGAAGAUCAGAAUGUAAAUCCUCUACAGUAAAGAUGGUCAAAAAGAGAUUGCUUCCUUUACUGUUCAUGCAAUGCUUUAAAACCAAUGUUAAAGAUUCUUCUUUAUAUCAGGCACAAGCAGCAAGGAGCAAUAUCCGUAUUGUUAAGCUCUCCCAUGAUAAGAAAAUUGCGAAGUCGCUUUCAGUCUUGGUUUGUGUUUUUUGCAUCUGUUGGGCCCCUUACUCACUUCUCAUGGUAAUACGUGCAGCGUGUCGUGACUAUUGUUUAGACUCUUACUGGUAUGAUAUUACAUUUUGGUUGUUAUGGCUUAAUUCGUCAAUAAAUCCUCUUCUCUACCCUCUGUGCCAUACUAGUUUUAGGAAAGCCUUUUUAAAAGUCAUUUCCAAGUGUAUGUUAACUACCUGAUGAUAAGGUACAUGAAAAACAAA